This is a messenger RNA of Oryctolagus cuniculus (rabbit), 1232 nucleotides long. It is a transcript of the gene AZGP1, whose product is annotated as alpha-2-glycoprotein 1, zinc-binding. Gene Ontology annotation, cellular component: external side of plasma membrane. The record is from RefSeq and is a predicted model, not a curated record. Gene Ontology annotation, biological process: antigen processing and presentation of endogenous peptide antigen via MHC class Ib; immune response; antigen processing and presentation of endogenous peptide antigen via MHC class I via ER pathway, TAP-independent. Lineage: Eukaryota; Metazoa; Chordata; Mammalia; Lagomorpha; Leporidae.
GCCCCAGGGAAAGACCUGCAUUUCCUGUCCAGUACCUUCCACCCAGGCACUAUAGCAAAGAUGGUGCCUGUCCUACUGUCUCUGCCACUCCUUCUGGGUUCAACGGUCCCCCAGGGGACCCAAGCGGGUCCCUACUUGCUGACCUUUCUCUACACUGGGCUGUCCAGGCCCAGUAAAGGCUUCCCUAGGUUUCAGGCCACCGCCUUCCUCAACGACCAGGCCUUCUUCCACUAUGACAGCGAGAGCAGGAAGGCAGAGCCCCUGGGGCCGUGGAGCCAGGUGGAAGGAAUGGAGGAUUGGAAGAAGGAGAGCCAGCUUCAGCAGGCCAGGGAGGAAAUCUUCCUGGAGACCCUGAAAGACGCCAUGAACUAUUACAAGGAAAGUACAGGGUCUCACACCUUCCAGGGAAUGUUCGGUUGCGAGCUCCAGAAUAACAGAAGCAGUGGAGCAUUCUGGAGAUAUGCCUACGAUGGAGAAGACUUCAUCGAAUUCAACAAGGAAGUCCCAGCCUGGGUGGCCUUGGACCCAGCAGCCCUGAACACCAAGAAAAAGUGGGAAGCAGAAAAAGUCUAUGUGCAGCGGGCCAAGGCGUACUUGGAAGAAGAGUGCCCGGGGAUGCUGCAGAGGUACCUGAACUACAGCAGAACUCACCUGGACCGACAAGAGCCUCCCUCCGUGACAGCCUCCAGCCACAUGGCCCCAGGACAGAACAGGACCCUCAAGUGUCUGGCCUAUGACUUCUACCCACAAGGAAUUGGUCUGCACUGGACUCGGGCUGGGGAGAUGCAGAAGCUGGAGUUGGAGAGACACAUUCUCCCCAGUGGAAAGGGCACUUACCUGUCCUGGGUGGUGGUGGGAGUCCCCUCUCAGGACCGAGCCCCCUACUCCUGCCACGUGGAGCACCGUAGCCUGGCCCAGCCCCUCACAUUGCUCUGGGAUGAGAGGCAGACAGCAAGCGCUGAAGACAAAGUGGAGACCCCACGGCCCCAGUAGCCAUUCUUUCUGCCUGACAUGAGAGAGCAGAACAUUAGAAAUCAGCAUCAAUGACAUCAACAGCAUAAAGAACAGGUGAUGGGUCUGGAAACAGAGGCUUGGAUUCCAGGCACGAGAUGAUUCUCCCCACCAAACACCUCAUCCCCCAGCUUCCCCCUCCAUUGUAUAAUCUGGAAAACCUAAUUCACAGUCAUCUCCUUGAGUAGCACAACAAAGAAAGGUAUUUUUAAACUCUAAAA